AUGAGAGUGGGGGCUUGCCUCUGGCUACCAAGCCGUCCCGGGCACUGCAGGCAGCAACAUGACUUAGGCUCCUGCCCUGAGGACCCAGGCAUCUCCAGGAUUGCUCCUGCAGCUGGCCUGGCUCUCUCCCCAGGUGCACCAGCCGUGAUGCAGCAGCCGCGAAUGGAGACAGAUGCCACUGGGGCCGGCGAGGGGCCACAGCCGGCAGUGCCCUGGUCGGCUUGGGUCACGUGGCAGGGCUGGGUGCACUGGUGCAUGUGCCGCAUGCCCCGGAGCUGGACCCAGUGGUGGACCACAUCGGGUUGGCGGCAACCAGUGCAGCGUGUGCUGUGGGGUCUAGAGGGAAUCCUCUACCUGCUGCUGGCCCUGAUGCUGUGCCAUGCUCUCUUCACUACUGGCUCCCACCUGCUGAGCUCCUUGUGGCCUGUCGUGGCUGCAGCGUGGAGCCAUCUGCUGCCGGCUGUCCUGCUGCUGGUGCUCAGUGCCCUCCCCGCCCUGCUCUUCACCGCCUCCUUCCUGCUGCUGUUCUCCACGCUGCUGAGCCUCGUGGGCCUCCUCACCUCCAUGUCUCACCCAGGCUACGCUCAGGACUUGGACCAAUAG
This is a messenger RNA of Diceros bicornis minor, 603 nucleotides long. It is a transcript of the gene TMEM239, whose product is annotated as transmembrane protein 239. The record is from RefSeq and is a predicted model, not a curated record. Bases 1 to 603 code for a protein of 200 amino acids. NCBI's taxonomy places the organism in Eukaryota, Metazoa, Chordata, Mammalia, Perissodactyla, Rhinocerotidae. The transcript has 2 exons.